Messenger RNA from Oryzias melastigma (Indian medaka), 2372 nucleotides. RefSeq lists its product as uncharacterized. NCBI's taxonomy places the organism in Eukaryota, Metazoa, Chordata, Actinopteri, Beloniformes, Adrianichthyidae. Gene Ontology annotation, molecular function: nucleic acid binding. Gene Ontology annotation, biological process: DNA integration. The transcript is spliced from 2 exons. The coding region runs from base 100 to 2166 and encodes 688 amino acids. The record is from RefSeq and is a predicted model, not a curated record.
CUGAAUUAAUUAACCAUUCAGUAAGAUAAAAAGAACUCUAAGUGCAAACAGAAUAACAAAUAAAUUUAACAGUCAAUUUAAACAAUUAAGAUAAGGAAAAUGGCAUUACAAAUGAAAGCAACCAUGACCCCAAUCACUAUUUUGAGUGUGCAGUACCCCCAGUGGGUCAAUGAAAUUCCAAAAAUAUCAAACAAAUGGCACAAGCGAACUCAAAAGCUUGACUCACCAUGGCCUCAAGAUGGUACAUUUGAUGUUGACGUUUGUACAGUAAUGGAAACUCGAAUUAAAGAUUACAAACCGAAGGUUCAUAGUAAAAAACGCAACCAAAAGAGACAGACCGAAUUACAAAUACUCGAUUUGUUUAAAACUGAAGGUCAGAACUAUAGAGACAAAAUCAGAGGAAAACUAGCUGAACUGAAAAAUCUUAAAAUAAAGAGCAACAAUGAGAAAGACCAAGACUUCAAUACGUCUGCAGGAAUAUACCCAUCUCUAGCUGGAACAUUAAGCAUCAAUGGGAAUUUUGAAUAUGACAAAGCGAACGCCCAAAAAGGAACAAGUUUUAACCUAAAUGUGGAAGCUUCUCCUCAAAAAGCAGUAGGAGGGUCCGUGGAUGCCCGUUCACCAGGGACAAGAGCUGAAAAUGCCCAUUCUCUACCAGUAGAGCGAGGUCCAUGCGACAGUGUGGAGGAAAUAAACCGGGAACAACUACAGCCUCAGCAUUGCAGCACAGGGCGAAAAGCAAAAAAGCCCAGGCAAAGUCAAAUACUGGACUGUUAUGCUGAACGAACUGCACAGAGAGAGGGAGCACAGAGUGAGUCGUACUGGAUAGAUAUGGCCGACCAAUCUAGACUGAACCAACCCAGAAUAAAGGAAAAAACCAUUAUAGAAGAAUAUGAAGAACAAAUAGAUAAGAUAUACAACACAUGUAAGGAGCUUCAAAAUUUAUCAGCAAAUGCAGAAGCUCACUGUAAUGCAGAAAGAAAGCAGAAAAAAGGAAGAGAAGAGCCAUAUGAUCUCAGAUACAGACCUAACAUACACCCACCUGAUAGGUAUACUGAUCCAGGUCAAUUUCCGAUCUUAAUAAAAGGCACACAGGCACACUACAUACCAUGGCAGUCUGUGGAUUUGACUGGGCUGGUUGCCCGGCUCCCCGACUUGCAUGAUGGUGCAGCUAAAUGGAUUCGAGUCUUUGAGGAAGAGACAGUGGGGAAGAUGUUGGCUAUUGGUGACAUAAAGGCAGUUCUGGCACAGAUCUUGGGGGUUCCAACUAUGGAAAACAUCAUCCACAAGACUGGUUAUGUCUGGAUGAAGAGUCACAUGGCUGAUGGGACUGUGUUUAAUGCCUACCGUGCCACCAUGUGGCAGGCUCUAAGGGAGGAAUUUCCCAACAAGAUUGACCGCAAAGCACGGAAAGGUGAGCCAUUGAUGGACAAUGUGAAUCCCAUUGCAUACAUAAACAAGCAAAUGAAGAGGUGGAAACAAGAGACUGAGGAGGAGCCUGAACGCUCUCCGCUCUUAAUGACUCUGUUCAGAGAAUCAAUAAUUGAGGCCUUGCCGGCUCCAGCCCAGGCCAAACUGGAGGAUGUGGUGGGACUGAGUACUAUGCCACACAGACAGUUUCGGGACCAUGUGGUCCAUGUGGUUGAAAAAUACAGAAAAGAGCAGGAACAACAGAGGGAGCAGGACACGCGGACUCAGAGAAAAGUCACGCAACUUCAGCUGAAUGAACUGCAGAACAAAGGCAAAGCAAAGACGCAAGCACCUGUACUGAGUGCUGAACCAAGGGACAUUGCAGGAUGGGUGCCAGUACAACAGUCAGGUGCAGCCCCUCCAGUUGGACCACCUGCAUCAGCCCCCCAAGUCCAACAACCACCAGUUGUUAAUGUGUACUCCCAGCAGGCCCCAGGACCAAGGAAUGGUCGGUUUGCAGGGGGGCCAAGGUCUCAAAGGGGGAGUCCAAUGGGAUACCCAAGGGCUCCACAAACUCCGGGACUGUGUUGGGGCUGCCAGUCACCGAGUCAUCUCUGGAGCCAGUGUCCUAACAACAUAGGAAAGGGUUUAGCGUAUGGAAAAUGGAGUCGGCAACCUAGGCCCAGGCAAAACCUAGCUGCCCCAAGAACACCUGGUCCAGCGAACUAUUGGGCCGGUCAAAAAUAUGGAUACUAGGGGUGCCCAGAGAGUCCUACAGGGGAAAGUCAGUUUCCAAUUAUAUCUACAGAACCAGAAAAAGAACCCAUACUACAUGUAGAAUUGGAAAACAAAUUAACACCUAUGCUAAUAGACACUGGAGCAUCAUAUACAUGUGUAAGUCCAGCCUAUGCCGCACAUCUCCCCAUGUCAGACAAAAUUGUCAAGACAGUAGGAUUCUCGGG